UUACCCGACCAAAACAAAUAUGGCGAGUGUCAAAGCUAAUAGUGAGUGUUUUUUCGGCGAUUUUGAAAUUGUUUGUCGUCUCAUUCGACUUUCCUGUGAAGUUGAUACCUAAAGUAUUUAAGCAAUUGAGGUUCCUGGGCACAAAUAUGAGCGAGGAUUGAAGACGAAGCACGGAAAUGCAACGGAAGUCUUUCGCAUUUAAACCCAAACAUCCGGUUCAGAGUGCAGAGGCAUGUAGUUAGUUCGGUGUUUCUGCCUCUUGACGAGGAAAUGGCAAAAGCACCAUAAUUCUCUUCCCUUUGAAAGGAUGGCACAACGAAAGGAAUAGACGCCGAUGUGAAGGGAAUGUAUAUGAGCAUGAAAACAAACUUGGACUUUGCCGUGGGGACACAGUGAGAGCACACUUGCCAUGGGAGUGUUAAACGUUGUUAUUUCCACUGUAGGAAAAUGCUUGGAGGCAGUCUGCUUACUGUUGGACGUCAAUUUCCUCCUUGUCCACACCAUAGUCCGGACUUUUCUGGCUGUGUUGAACUUUAUAACCAACCUGCCCUCACUUUUCAUCCACUCACUGCUGGAGCUAGGCAACAUGAUCCUGUUUGGCUUCUUAUCCACAGCAGAAGCAACGUCCUACCUCGCCCACGGCACAGUGAACAUGCUGGGCAGCUUGAUGCUCUCCAUGGAGGGGCUUCUGGAGAGCCUGAAAAUGGUGGGCUACCUUGUCAUGCACGUGCUUCUUCGCGGCAAGGAGCACCUGUGUCGAGGGCUUUUGACGCUGCAGGAGGUGUGCGGCAUCGCACUCAGCCUCCUGGUCUACCUGGUCAACACGGCGGUCAACUACACUCUCAUCGCCACCCUCAACCUCCACUCUGUUGUGCUCAGUGUGUGGCAGACGGUGUCCAGCCCGCUGCAGAUGGCGCUGGAGCUCACGCUGACCUCCAUAACCUUCCUCUAUAGCAGUCUGGCGGGCACGUCGGCCUUCCUGUGGUCGCCGUGUAAGCUACUGUUGGACUUCCUGGCAUCGCUGGUGCACAUCUUCAUUAGCAUCUUCAUCCUGAACAUCUACGGCCUUUUGCUUACAGUCAGUAUUGCUCUGACAACCACCGCCUACCUUAACCCAGAACUCACCAGGCAGGCCUCGAGGCGACUUGUGUCUUAUGCUAACUCUUUCCCGGCUAUUCACAGACUCCACGUGCUGCUCUGUUUAGCCUGGCAUAACACGUCUUGUUUAUUAUGCGCCAGCGGGAGACACCUGCACAGGAUGUUGCGCUAUCUCCACCUGCUGGAGAGAAGAAUCUGGCGGCAGCUGUCUCGCCACAGCAGCCAGCUGGGCACAGCGCUGAGGACGCAGCUGCACGGGGACAACACGGACAGAGUGCGCGGCGACGGCGAUCCCGACGAGGGCACCAGGCGGGAUCCGCCCGACGGAAGAGCAGGGGACCAUAAUCAACCGGAACAUCUCGCCCCAACGCCGUCCAGCACGGAGAGACCUUUAAAGGCAAACAAGCGUUUGACUUUCAGGUCUCCGUCGGAGAAUGUGCUGACGCUGCAUCUGUGCGUCAUCUGUCACGACCACGCCAAGACGGUGGUGCUGCUGCCUUGCCGACACCUGUGCUUGUGCCGGCGCUGUACCGACAUCCUGCUGCAGCAGCCCGUCUACCAACACAACUGCCCGCUGUGUCGCCGCAUGAUCCUCAACACCAUUGAGGUGUACCUCUGAGGGACAUCAACCACUCAAAAUAUGUUUUUAGGACAUGCUCACGCUAGGCCAUUCUGGAUCGUACUGGACUUGGCCGCGAGUCCGCCAACCCUCUCCUGGCCUCGGCUGGCCUGUGCUCACAAUGAGCAUUCGUGCUUUUGUCUCGUCACGUCUACUUUUCUGUAUUCCAACAAUUACCCUGACUUUGUGGCGUAUUUCCAGACUUAUUUUGAGUUGUUGUGGUUAUGUCUACUGUGGAAGGUCAGUAAUUACUUGUGAGGGGUGUGAUCACAUUAAUUAAAUGAUACACAAACGUGAGCGAGCGUGCUGUGGGGUUUGACUUUUGGAUUAUUUUCAGUCAAUGUAUUUUAUUCCCAUCAUGAAACAUAUUGGUUUUCAUUAAGAACUUGCAAGGAGCGAUCGCUUUAUAGUCAUUGUACGCCUCGCAUGCGAUUGUGGCGUACCCCGGCCCAAGGACGGGAAGUGUUCUGAACUGCAGAAUAAACUAUCUGGUGUGUUAUGGUCAUGUCCGGCAUUACAGAAUUGAUAUGGACAGGCUUAACUGGCUGGCUUUGAGGUUUAAGUCGUCAAAGCACACUUUUUUGCUCGUCAGCGGUGAUUAAAGUUGCUCAGGAAGUAGUGAGUCCUCUCGCUUCUCGUCUCUGCAGAGAGGACUUAAAAAAAUGUGUGAAGGCUAACGAUGAGCAGGUGAUGAUGAGAGUUUUGGGUGAAGAAAUGUGAAAGACGGAACAAAGCUGAGAGUCAUUUUUAUUGUGUUAUUACUGCUCAGUUUCUCUGUAAAUAGGAAGCUCUUGUAACCAUGGUAACCUUGGUAAACAUGGUAACCUUAGGCAUUUAUUAGCUUUAAUUUCUGACUUCCCUUUUUCUUUUUUUAACAAUGUGAUUUCGAUUUUUUUUUCUUUUUUAUUGGGGCUCAUUCCAGUAUUAGGAAGGACCAUACACAAUUCUAUUUACUUUUCAUCAUUUUCGUCAAUCAUUCUUUUGGUGUGUUUACUCAGUUUACACAUUUUCGAGCGUCAUUCUGUGUGAUACUCGGGGAAAGUGCCAUCUACCUUUUGGCUGUUGUUCUAUGGUUGGAUGACUACAUUUUUAUAUCUUGCUUUUUUUUGUUUGUAUGUGAAGCUGAAGAAUCUGACGGCCUUGUACACGGACUCCUCAGGUAUUUCAUUCCAUAAGAAUGCAGGAGCUGAACAAUUCAACAUGCCUCCUGUGUUGUGUUCAAUGUGAAAGAAAAUGUGACUGCAUGUGACUUGAAUGUAACUCCAUUAAGAUGGAAGCCAAGUUAAUGGUGUCUUUUUCUAAUAAAAAGUUGGU
Molecule: messenger RNA, 3031 nt
Organism: Dunckerocampus dactyliophorus (ringed pipefish)
Lineage: Eukaryota; Metazoa; Chordata; Actinopteri; Syngnathiformes; Syngnathidae
Gene: rnf26
Product: ring finger protein 26
Exons: 1
Coding region: 410-1717 (435 amino acids)
Biological process (GO): ubiquitin-dependent protein catabolic process; protein ubiquitination
Molecular function (GO): ubiquitin protein ligase activity
Source: RefSeq, a predicted model, not a curated record